This is a messenger RNA of Lytechinus variegatus (green sea urchin), 2392 nucleotides long. Its product is annotated as ZP domain-containing protein-like. Bases 4 to 1971 code for a protein of 655 amino acids. The transcript is spliced from 13 exons. The record is from RefSeq and is a predicted model, not a curated record. NCBI's taxonomy places the organism in Eukaryota, Metazoa, Echinodermata, Echinoidea, Temnopleuroida, Toxopneustidae. Gene Ontology annotation, cellular component: membrane.
UACAUGUACAUCGAAACGACAAGCCGAACCCGUGGAGAGGAGGCACGCCUCUGGUCGCCAACUUACCCAGUUGCUGGCGGUCACUGCGUCGAGUUCUACUACCACAUGUACGGCAGUACAAUCGAGACACUCAAUGUGUACAUCGUGGAGACGGGUGAAGAUGCACUUCAGCUUCUCCCAAGUUGGUCUCAGUCCUCAAACCAGGGGAACCAGUGGUAUAUCGACAGGUUCUUAGCACCCACUGUCAAUGAUUAUCGGGUUGUAUUUGAAGGGGUCGCUGGAUCAAGUUACACGUCUGACAUAGCAAUUGAUGACGUCAGAAUUACAAGCGGGUCUUGUCUUUCCCAAGGUGAUUGCGAUUUUGAAGAAGACUAUUGUACAUGGAUAAAUGACGUCACAGUUGACGACUUCGAUUGGAUAAGAAAACAAGGCACAAUCAACGGCACUGGACCCCCGACCGAUCAUACAUUCGGCUCCUCUUUAGGCUAUUACGUAUACCUUGAUCAGACCAAUCAGACCCUUGGUAGAACCGCGCGCAUGAUCAGUUCACACUUCAAUGCGCUGACAGGAACCAGGGGGUGUGUUAGCUUCUGGUAUUAUCUCGAAGGGAAUGACGCUGGCGCCCUCACCGUUGCGCAAGCUAGGAGUGGGUUCCCAUAUGACGACACUGCAUGGAUGUUAGACUCUACUCAGGGAGCUUCAUGGAAUUACGGACAAGUGUCUGUAGCACGAGACUACGAUUACAGGAUCGUCUUUAUAGGCGAAGUCGGUGCUUCGACACAAGGAAUAAUUGCAGUUGAUGACAUCCUUGUAACAGACAAUAAUAGCUGUUCAGCUAUACCAAACAGUGCUAUCCCCCAACCAACAUUACGUCCUCCUCCUCCUCAAACUACAGCCCCAGACACAGUUACUUCAGCUACCACAAGACACAUUACACCCGCAGGUACAACUAUUGCACCAGGAGCCACUGUUUCAUGUGGAAGUAUGAGCAUGACCGCCAUUCUCGAUAGAACCCUCUUGGAGAACAACGGGGACGCUCGCGAUGUCCACUUCGAAGACCAGGGUUGCACCGGCUACGACUACAGUGGCUCACAAAUCGCCGUCACCACCAGAUAUGAUGAAUGCAAUACACAGAGCGAGCAAACUGAUGCUGUCAUCAAGUACUCCAAUGUCGUGACGUACUUCAAACCGACCAGUGAAAAUGGUUCGCAGAUCACCCGUGACUUCCGGUUAAAGAUCCCGGUCAUCUGCGAGUUGAAUCGUCGCAGUCUGCUGGGCAAUGACUUCAAGCCCAAAGUUGGCAUCGUCAGUUUUACCGAGGUGGGUUACGGUAGUUUCUCGCUCAUUCUCGGUCGCUACACCGAUGAGCAUUUCACCACGCCGCCACCGGACCUCGACGCCCUGGUGCAUCUAGGUCAAAAGCUAUACUUUGGGGUAAAACUGAAUGCCUCGACCGAUCUGACUCUGUUAAUCGAUCGUUGCUGGGCAACGCCUGAUGUCUACCCGACGAACCCAAUCAAAUAUACCUUCAUUAAAGACGGAUGUGGACUUGAUUCUACCGUUGGAUUCCACGAGGAAGACGCCUCAUUAAAAGGAUUCUCCAUCGAUGCCUUUACUUUCAUUGGUGAAUACCACGAGGUCUUCCUUCACUGUGACAUCUUUGUCUGCGAAGACAAUGAUCCCUCGUCCCGAUGCUCACAGGGAUGUGUGUCCAGGGCAAGACGUGCAGCCGGCGAGGCUCGGGGUUCGAGCUCCCAACCACACACCAUUUCCAACGGUCCAAUGUCUAGUCAACAUGCCAGGUCAAUGGACACAUCGUGGUUGGCUAAUCCAGUCAAUAUGAUGCUGGUGGCGGCCGCUGGAUUCUUCAUUACCAUGGUUGCCAUGGUAACAGUGAGAGAGUUGAGAUCACGCGGCAAACCAUCCAAAGGAUACAACCGUCUGGAGGCAGAAGGUGAAAAUGAAGCUUAAGAAAUGGGAAGAAUUUUGAAGAAGAGUCGGUGCAGAUGAUGAAGAAGGAGAAAGAGAUAGCUCGCCAGCAAUAUAGCAAGAAUGGUGACAUGCCAAAUAUUUCUGUCACUCAGCUCUCCUGUAUUGAACAUGCUUUAAUAUCGUUCAGCUUUCAUGCAUUUUAUUUUAAUGAGGGCAAAUUGUGAAUUAAUUUGUAUUUGCAGUACUUAAGCAGACGUUACACGUGCUUCUUUCCUUUUUAUGAGUACUUCUUUUUAAAUUUUAUUUGUUUCUCUCCUUCAUUACCCUGAUUUUGUACAGUUAGAUAAUAGUGAAUUUUCCCCUCCCAAUCUUUAGCUUUAAUAUAAAAUAGAAUAUAAAAUAGCUUUAAAAAAAACGGAAGACCCCAUUGGACAGCGAAAAUAACGUAACCCCCCCCCCC